Photinus pyralis (common eastern firefly) is the source of this 1881-nucleotide messenger RNA. RefSeq lists its product as uncharacterized. Bases 43 to 1638 code for a protein of 531 amino acids. NCBI's taxonomy places the organism in Eukaryota, Metazoa, Arthropoda, Insecta, Coleoptera, Lampyridae. The transcript is spliced from 8 exons. Gene Ontology annotation, molecular function: zinc ion binding. The record is from RefSeq and is a predicted model, not a curated record.
UUUCGGAUUGACACCAAUGCUGUGGUUGGAUGAAAUAUUGUAAUGAUCCGCCACCUACUUCUCAUGCCUGAUAUUGCCUGUAUCAGCGAUUGUUCUGGUCGGGGAGAAUGUCACAACGGAACAUGCGUGUGCGAGAUACGUUUUUCUGGCGAUCACUGCGAUGGUCCCAACUUACCCUACCAUGCAGGAAUAGGAGGAGUUUUCCUGCUAAUUGCGUUGGUUUCUACCAUCCAGCUUCUGAUGUGCAUUGUGUCGGAAUAUCAGCGCUUGAAAACGCCUACAUUUCUUAAGGCGUGUAAAAUAACGACACAAAAAUUGCUAUAUUUUUUAACAUUUCUUGCCAGUGCUAUCAGAGGAGCGUAUUUUACCUCACCGAAUACUUUUAAGUCAGGAUGGGCAAAUAGCUUGUUAUCUGCUUAUUAUCCUCUGCUUAUGUCAGGAUCGUCGUUAAUCGUUUGCUUUUGGGCAGAAGUUUUCCAUAUACCUGGAAUUCAGUGGGAAAAACCACAGUUUCUCUCUAAAUCUUUCAUAGGAUUUUUGGUGUUCAACAUUAUUAGUUAUGGCUUAUUGUUGGCCGAAGUUAUAACGACACAGUUGGUACAACCGCCUAUUGAAAAUGUUUCUUAUUACAAUCAUAUUUUUAAUGGUUGCUACGCAGUAUUAUUGUUUAUUGUAGUUAUAUUUUUCCUUAUAUAUGGAGUUGAAGUAUUUUUUAAGGUACGAGGUGGAUUCAUUAAGAGUCACGUUCAAAUCGCUGGCGCCGAGGAAGAACCACUCCAGACGACAAACAUGAGUCCUCUCGUGAACAAUUCUCAGUUACAUCAGUCACGUGUCGGACUGCUUAGCCACGCCCUAAUGUCGAUCAUUAUAGUUGGGUUUUUAUUCUCCGAGACCUUAUCCGAAUUUUGGAAGACCAAGGUGCCAAUUAAGUCCCGAAAUUUUCACGAUGUCGUGUUUCGUGUUGUCGAAAUUGGUUUGGCAGUUUGGUUUCCCGCCGUAUUGUGGAAUUGCAUAUCACCAGGCGAAUUGUGGCUUUUGAAUCCACGAAAAUUACUAGCGAAAUUGGACCAAAAAUCUUGGGAUAAGAGUAAUAACGGUGAAAUAUUACCGGAAAGCGAGACGUUUGUUGAUAAGCAGGAAUGUUGGAUAUGUUACGAUUUGGAUAAGCCGGAACCACUCAUACAACCUUGCGGGUGUAUUGGUGACAUGUCAAGUGUACACCAUGAGUGUUUGAGAAGAUGGUUAAUGGAAAGUUCAUCUGGUAGCACUGAAGCACUACAAUGUAAAGUUUGCAAGCAGGCAUAUCAAGUUAAGGAAACCAACAAAUUGGACUGGGAAAAGGGAUUUACGGCACAUCAUUGGAGUAGCACUGCUCUGAUAAUUACGUGUUUGUGUUCGGCAGUGGCUGCUGCCUGGACUGUAAUUCAGCUGUUUGAUGAUCCCUACAUCAGAAUGAUCAGUGCCAGCUUAGCUGCCUUUGUAAUCUACAUUUGCAUUAGGUUUCUGGGACAGAAUACGUUAAGUGCAUACAACAGAGCCAAGGUCGGGUCACUAAGUAUUGGCAGUCAUGUGACCACUAUCAGCGGUGCAGUAACCGUAGACCUUAAGACAACGGAAAGUGAACCUCAAAAUUUAUAGGUCAUUUUUUGACUUGUGUAACCAAAAUCGAAUUGACGCACUUGUGAAGAACUGCAAAAUGUCUUAUGGUUGUUGUAUAAACAUGUCCCGGUGAUUUUUAAUAGGAAGCUCUUGUUAAUGAUAGUUUGUAGGUAUCUGUGUUAGAAAUCUGAAUGCUCAAUGUAUUUAAUCAUCUCUCUUAUGACAAAUCUAAUCUGACAUCUUAUUAACAAUUUCUGCAAGAAAAUAAACAAAUAUUUGUUA